CUCUCCCUCCACAUGUUUUCCCGCCUCUAUCUAUUAAAAUCCCCCAACCCCAUCUCUCUCCCUCAUCUCAUUCUUCCUCUCUCUCUCUCUUCCGCUCUCUCACUUCUCAAUUUUAGUCCUUCUUUCUCUACAAUGAUCAGAACUAGAGGUCUUCAGUUGCCCAGAGCUCAUAGUUUUCACAAGUACCUUAAACCCGGAGCCCUCGCCCGCAUCCGUGACUCCCGAAUUACUGCUCGAUCGCACCGCCUUAGCUUGCUCUGCCAGAUCUCUCUUCGCCCCCCCUCAACGCCGUCGUCCCCGCGUUCAACCGAUGCUCAGUCUCAGGUCAACGUUGCCGAGGGCUCCCCUUGCUUUGCCGGGAGGACCUACGGUCCACGUUGCCCGCAACGGAAGAAGCUCGCCGCCGCCAAGUACGUGUUGUUUGUUACCGCUGCUCCUUCCAAUCUAGCCCUGAAUUCGCCCCAUCUCAUCGCCGAUUCUUUUAUCAAUGACGUUGUUGCUGCUAAUUAAUGGUGAUUGUUCCUUCUGUUGAAAAGUUGAGGCAAUUCUGUUGUACAACGCAGAGCAGUCUAGAUUUGUAGAUGUCCGUUCCUUCUGGGUACUUCGAAUUAUGUGGGAAAAAAAAAAUUUACUCAGAUAGGACUGAGAGUCUGAAAUCAAUAAUAAAAUUACAGGAGUCGCAAUUUUGAAUUUUA
Prosopis cineraria is the source of this 695-nucleotide messenger RNA. RefSeq lists its product as uncharacterized. The coding region runs from base 13 to 510 and encodes 165 amino acids. The transcript has a single exon. The record is from RefSeq and is a predicted model, not a curated record. NCBI's taxonomy places the organism in Eukaryota, Viridiplantae, Streptophyta, Magnoliopsida, Fabales, Fabaceae.